Culicoides brevitarsis is the source of this 2744-nucleotide messenger RNA. RefSeq lists its product as uncharacterized. NCBI's taxonomy places the organism in Eukaryota, Metazoa, Arthropoda, Insecta, Diptera, Ceratopogonidae. Bases 18 to 2744 code for a protein of 908 amino acids. The transcript is spliced from 2 exons. The record is from RefSeq and is a predicted model, not a curated record. Gene Ontology annotation, biological process: positive regulation of protein phosphorylation; DNA damage response; cell population proliferation. Gene Ontology annotation, cellular component: nucleus.
GAGAAUUCACGUCUAAAAUGGAAGUGGACGAAAUACGGGACAUGCAAGAGCGGAAAUUGAAAAGGAUUCUUGACCUUUUAUCAACUUCAAAGACUAACGUCCAAAAUGACUGCUAUUUGGAGAAAUUACUGCAAAAAAUCAUCGAAUCUGGAAAUGCAAACACUUAUAAAAUCUCCUUCGAAUGGUUCUUGAAUCUCAUCAACUUGUGUGAGGCACACGAAUCACCUCACAACACCGUUGUCUCGUUCGGGAUGAAACUCGCAACAAAUUGCGUAAAAUUCGAUGAUUCUCGUGUCGAACAGCUACUUGACGUCAUGACGCGUUUUUUGCGUGUUAUCAAUACGCAGGAAAAAUUGAGAACGCCUUCAGUGCUGUUCAGUUACAUCGUUUUACUGAAACAAGUGGCGAAGACGGAAUGUGGUUUGAGAUAUCUAAAAGAGACGGGAUUGUGGCAGCAACUUAUUGACUACAAAAGUCCAAAUUACACGAUUUACAUCAACCGGGAGUUGGCUUCGUUUUUCUACGAGAUCAUGAAGGCCUUUGACAAAGCUGACGAGGAAGUUGUGGUAAAGAAUAUUUUGGAAGCGCUUUUGAGUCCGUUGCUGAACGUCAUUUGGAUGGACGAGAAUCACCAUGUUUUUCUUGAUAACCCGGAAACGAAAGAAAUUGUCCUAAAAAUGAUGGACGUUCUCGAGCAAAUUUACUUGAAAGCGAUCGAAGACCCCGAAUUAAGUCACAUUCCGUACUAUUUAUUUAUUGAAAUGCGAAUCGAGAACAAAACAUGGAAAUUGCGCGAUAUUUCGCUACUAGAUGACUUCUCGAUCCGACUGGGACACAUUGCGGCAAUUGCGAAUUUUUGUCGUUACACUUGCAUGAAGAUUCCCGCGCGGGAUACGACAACAAAACCACUGACACUCGAGAAAUUUUGCAUUAAUUUCUACAAUUUUAUCAAUUACGCCUGCGAUCGGCAGUCGGCGGAGACCAUGGUGAAUGUCACAGAUGUCACUACGAGACUUUGGUACAAAGCGGGACCCCGACGUCCCACUCACGAAAUAAUCUCGACGCACAAAUUAAAGUUUGGCGAUCAAUUACUCGUCGUUCAACUGAUGCCAAUGUUGUAUUUAAUACGAACCGAAGCGCCCGAAUUUGAUCCGGACUACAUCGAUGAAUUUUGCAACGAGUUUUUCUUCAUGUGUUGCGAGCAAACGGUGCGCCAUUUGUAUGCCAUGAAGGAAAUUUUGCAUCUAAAUCGGAAAAAUACGACAGAUUUGGCGUGUCGGUCUAUUAGUCGGAUUACGUCGUCGGGCGUGGUGAUCGAUAAACCGCGUGCACUCUUGGCACUUCGUUAUUUUUUGAAAAGUUUGAUCGAAUUCCUGCCCAAAGACUUUGAUAUCGUGCAAAAUAGCACGGCAUACUUGUCGUUUGAUAGUCCGACGUUCCUUUUGGCAAUUCUGACUGGCGUCAAUUCCCUCAUUAAGACAUAUGACAUCACUUGUACGGACCUUCCGUCCACGAAUCUCCAUAAAAUUGGCCUUUAUUUGCUGUGCGUGUGUGGUCUCAAUACGCAACACAAGAUCCAGGUGAUAAAAAUGCUCGAGAAUGCGAUCGUUCGUUUCUCCAGCAACCAAGUGCCUUUGAUGAUUGGCGAUUUGAGUGGUUCGGGCUACGAGCAUCUCGGCUACGUCAUCUACAAAUACAUUCACAGCAACGAUUGGGAUGUCCGAGACAGUAUUUUGGAACUCAUAACCACCAUAAUUGACAUUUCUUGCACGAAAUUCGCCAUUUUGCAAAGUCUCUUUGUGAAACAGGAUUUUUGCGGUGCUAUUUUGACGAUGUCUAAGUCAGAUGCCGAACCCUAUGUGCGUGCUUCAGCCUUAAAAUGCCUCAAAACGAUGUCCCGCGUCAAUAAAUUCGGAACAAUUCUGCAGGAAAUGGACUUGAUUCAACAUUUGUGUGAGCUGGUACGCACGGAAGACGAAGCCAUUGUGCGACGUGAUGCCAUUGAUGUUCUGCGAGACAUUUAUCUUCAUCAAAGGUCACCCAAAAACUUACUGGCAACCAUUUUACCGACGAUGAUUUACUGCGGCGCCGUCGAUUUGCAUUGGGAAGUCCGAAUCAAUGCGCUGCGAUUUUGGGAUCAUCUUCUCGAUCAAUGCUUCACUGCUGAAGGAUAUUCCGAUUAUGGCUUUCCGCCGCAGUGUUUCUCCACAAAGCUCAAGAAAAUCGUCACACUUAACGAGAAUUCCAUUAAAGCUAAGCUCACGACAAUUUUGCAGGAAUUCCAGCAACACGGAGGCUUCGGGGUACUUCUCGCCAAUUUGGAAGAAACCACAGACACGGAAGUCAUGAAAGUUGCCGUUCAAAUAAUUAACAAGCUUAAGAAAAGAUUGGAAAAGUACGAUUUCACGGGAUCUGCUGGAAUGGAAAUCGAGACAAAUAACGAAACUUUACCGAACGCAGAAAUUUUCCAAGUCGAAGCAGGUCCAGCGGUGUCAGAAACAAUACUAGAUUCAGUCGUAGACUCGGACGACAUUAAUUUGCUUGUGAAUGCGCAUCAAAAUGCUCUGAAUAACGAUCGAGAAGGACACCGUUUUGAUAAAACAGAUUUUGAGGCCGUAAUGAAAGUGACAGCAGAUGCAUUCUUGAACGCGAUUAAAGAUAAGGAUUUUGAAUCAAUUAUUGAAUCGAGAGUCAGGGAGACUUAUCAUAUCAUGAAUUUCUCGCAGAGCUCGGCAAACUUUUAG